Trichosporon asahii var. asahii CBS 2479 is the source of this 642-nucleotide messenger RNA. RefSeq lists its product as uncharacterized. Lineage: Eukaryota; Fungi; Basidiomycota; Tremellomycetes; Trichosporonales; Trichosporonaceae. The transcript has a single exon. The record is from RefSeq and is a predicted model, not a curated record. Bases 1 to 642 code for a protein of 213 amino acids.
AUGAAGAUUUCCAUCGCCAUCUCCGCCGUCAUCGCCCUUCUUGUGGGCCACAGCCUGGCCGCCCCGGCGCCUAUGCCCGACUCCGCUCCCGUAUUGGCAGACUCUGCCUUCGAAGCCCGAGACAUCGAUAUGGUGGCUCACGACGACACUGACGACACUGACGACGACGACUUUGAGCUGGACCCCGAGACCUCGGCCCUCCUAGACCGGCUGGACAGCAUCCCCGCCGACGUGCUCGAUGCGGGAGAGGACGCGACUGCGUCCUGGCUCUCCUCCAACCUCUGGGUUCCGCACACUGAGCGUGCCCUCUCCAUCUUCGAGACGGACGGGACCGAAGGAACCCUCGACCUCGACGCGCGCGCCGACAAACCCUUCAAUGCGCCCAAGUGUCUCACGGCCAUGGGCGUCGCGCUGGGCAUGAACGCCUUCCCCAUCACGAAGGUGGUCCGCAUCGUCAAGAUCUUCAAAAAGUUUGGCGACAUGAAAAAGACCAUCUCCCGCUUCCGCGCCGUGCGCACCGUGAAGGGGAUCCGCGACGUGGGCGGCAAGGAACUCGUCGAGCUCGCGACCAUCAUCGCGGGCGUGGACGCGGUCGCGACCAAGUGUUUCCCCAACUCCCUCCUUGGCCAGCUCUUGGCAUAA